UUUGUUGAACAAUGAUCCCCAACCCUGCCGCGCUCAUGACUUUGACUCACAGCAGAUGAGUUUAAACCUGUCAGACAGCAUUCCACUUUGUGUAUCGCAUUUUUGGUAAAGUAUUCUGCAGUGUAACACACACGUGUUAUCUCAGCAAUGCUUUUCUCUAAGUGUUGUUUGCGAUGGCUGGCGUUUCAAUGGACCUGUAGUGGUUGUCAGCAUUACAGGCUUUUAGAUAAUACACACUUUGGCAUAAGUAAAUUACAGGCUGAACCAUAAAAGGUGUGUGAAGUCGGGGGUUAUUUUUUGCCAUCAGUCCUAGACAUUAGACGUGUUUACCGGUUAGACAAUAGACAGCGUCAAUUUUUUUUUUCAUUUUAUAUUUUCAAAGUGAAACUAUUCCAACCGAGGUGGACCGACUAGCCUACAACAUUCUGCGUCGAUUGGUUAAAACAAUAUCAGAUCAACAGGCCCAAGAGCAAAAGUCCAAUUAACUCGGUCUGCUGACACUGGCGUUGUGGGGUUGGUGUUUACGACCCCUCACUUGUGUUUCCUACACUCCCGUUCAAAGACGAGUAGGGGGAGGCAGCCCCAGCAUCCACACGCUGUUCGCUCUGCCUCUACUGGUUCGUGUCGGUGGUGGGACCUCCUGAGCGCCCGUCGACCCACCAGCCUCUGAUGGUGAUCCGCGCUUCACGCACACAGCAGCAGCAGCGGUCGCGGAGGGGGGGGGCGGUGCAGAAAGGACGCGCGGCGUGGAGAGGAGGACGGCGCUGCUCCAUGAGUGCGAUGCUCCCUCCAUCAGUGUGAUGCUCCCUUGUGUUGGAGUGUUCGCCGAGAGAGGACCGCAUAGUACGUUGAGAACCUCGCCGUACGCUUCGACUGUAGCCCACGCUGCUGAUCAUCGGGAGGAAGUCUAAAUAGCCAACCCUCCCCCCUCCCGGUCCAGAAGAGCCGUUCUGAAUCUUCAUCGUCCUCCACACCCCCCCCCCCCCCCCACACACACACACACACACAGCAGCACACAGCGAACCAUGACCGAGGAGGGGCACACCCUGCCCCCGUCCUCCCCCUCCUCCCCCCCCGACCCAGAGGAGCCCGGCGCCCCCGCCCCCCGCCCGGACCAGGACCCGGGCGGGACUGAGGGGGAGCGAGGUGACGGGGGACAGGGGGAGGACAGCCCACCGGGGGAGACGGCCCCGCAGGGAGGAGAGGAGGGAGUAAGAGAAGAGGAGGAGGAGGAGGAGGAGGAGGGGACGAGAGACGGCCUGGGACGGGAGGCCGAGGCACCCGGGCUUGAGAGCGAGGGGACAAGCGAUGGCCCGGAACGCAAGGGCCCAGAACAGGAGGGCACGGGACAGGAGGCCUCUGUGGAGGGCCAGGGACUCGAGGGCUCUGUGGAGGGCCCUGCAGAGGGCCAGGGGUGCGAGGCCCCUGCGGAGGGCCAGGGGUGCGAGGGCCCUGUGGAGGGCCCUGCAGAGGGCCAGGUGUGCGAGGGCCCUGUGGAGGGCCAGGGGUGCGAGGGCCUUGCAGAGGGGGAGACGACGGGAGGAGCGGAGCAGACGGAGGUGGUCAAGGACGGAGUGGAGGGAAACGGGACCGGAGCUCAGGAGAGCUGGCCUCAGCCUCCACAGGCAGAGCGGCUAGAGAAUGGGAUAGAGGAAGAGGACGAGGACGAGGACGAGCAGGAGCAGGAAGGAGCAGGCCAGGCGCCGCCCACGCUGGCCCACCUGGACGCCUUCAGCUCCAACUUCGAAUCCUCGGUAGAACAGGCCGUCACAGAGGUGGUGGGGGGGGGAGGAGGAGGAGGAGGAGGAGGAGGAGGAGGUCGGCGAGGCCCAGCCUUUAGGGCCCGCAAGUCAGACCCAGGACAGCUUCAGCUCCACCUUCGAGGAGAUCGUUGAGCAGGUGGACGGGCGGGAGGAAGAGGAGGAGGAGGAGGAAGAGGAGGGGGAGGGGGAGGGGAGGCACCCGGGCGAGGGGGACGGGCGGGGGGGGCAGCAGGGACGGCUUCAGCUCCACCUUCGAGCGCAUCGUGGAGUCGGCGC
Molecule: messenger RNA, 2039 nt
Organism: Gadus morhua (Atlantic cod)
Lineage: Eukaryota; Metazoa; Chordata; Actinopteri; Gadiformes; Gadidae
Product: sodium/potassium/calcium exchanger 1-like
Exons: 3
Coding region: 1026-1895 (289 amino acids)
Source: RefSeq, a predicted model, not a curated record